AUGAAGCGCAAACUAUGUGUGACCCCGCCCUUCACCUGUGACGACGACAUGGAGGAGCUUAAUGUGGCAGCUCUGUCCCGAAGGAAGGAGUCGGCCGCUCCUCUAACGGAGAGAGAUGGCACGAUCUUCCGUCACGCUCUGAACUACCCGUUGGCGGUCGUGCUACGAUUGAGAGUGUUACAGAUAGUAUGCGGGAUAUCUGCCAUGGUUAUGGGCAGCGUCGCGUUCAUUGAGGAGAGGCAGAAGUUCAACAUGGGGCUGGGGAUACCAGCGGGGGGGCUCACUGUCAUAGCUGCAGCCGUGUCAAUCCAUACAUCGCGAGGCUGGAACGCUGUGACAGGCGGAGCGGGGCCUGGAGCGAGCGCGGCAAGCGUUUUGUGGGCGGCGGCCGCGUGCUUACUGCUGGCUUUGGUUGUGCAGUGCUGUAGAACUAUACUGGAUCCUCCUGGGCUUAACCAUGGAGAUGGCCCUCCAGAAGAUGACUCAGUCACGUCGCCCCGCGACUUGGUAGUAAUAGCUUGCGUGCAAAUAACGCUGGCAGUUGCUACUUUACUCAGUGCAGCCGUGUGCGCUCGAAUCGACUGCAAGACAUGA
Molecule: messenger RNA, 594 nt
Organism: Amyelois transitella
Lineage: Eukaryota; Metazoa; Arthropoda; Insecta; Lepidoptera; Pyralidae
Exons: 5
Coding region: 1-594 (197 amino acids)
Source: RefSeq, a predicted model, not a curated record